Molecule: messenger RNA, 1248 nt
Organism: Dioscorea cayenensis subsp. rotundata (Guinea yam)
Lineage: Eukaryota; Viridiplantae; Streptophyta; Magnoliopsida; Dioscoreales; Dioscoreaceae
Product: glyceraldehyde-3-phosphate dehydrogenase 2, cytosolic
Exons: 12
Coding region: 82-1095 (337 amino acids)
Biological process (GO): glucose metabolic process
Molecular function (GO): NADP binding; NAD binding; oxidoreductase activity, acting on the aldehyde or oxo group of donors, NAD or NADP as acceptor
Source: RefSeq, a predicted model, not a curated record
UUCUAUCACUCGCUCAGCGCAUCUCUUCUCGUUUCAUCGAUCUCGCUUCUCUUUCGCCGCGGUUCAUUCUCUCAGAUCUCAAUGGGAAAGAUCAAGAUCGGCAUCAAUGGAUUUGGAAGGAUCGGGCGAUUGGUGGCGAGGGUGGCGCUCCAGAGCGAGGAUGUGGACCUUGUGGCCGUCAAUGAUCCCUUCAUCACCACUGAUUACAUGACCUACAUGUUUAAAUACGAUAGUGUGCAUGGCCAAUGGAAGCAUCAUGAGAUCAAAAUGAAGGAUUCAAAGACCCUUGUCUUUGGUGAGAAGGAGGUCACUGUGUUUGGUGUUAGGAACCCUGAGGAGAUUCCUUGGGGCGAAGCUGGUGCGGAUUAUGUUGUGGAGUCCACUGGUGUUUUCACAGACAAGGACAAGGCUGCAGCACAUCUGAAGGGUGGUGCGAAGAAGGUUAUUAUCUCUGCUCCUAGCAAGGAUGCUCCUAUGUUUGUGAUUGGUGUGAAUGAGCACGAGUACAAGGCAGACAUCAAUAUUGUUUCUAAUGCUAGCUGUACCACUAACUGCCUUGCGCCCCUUGCAAAGGUCAUUCAUGAUAGAUUUGGCAUUGUUGAGGGUUUGAUGACCACAGUGCACUCAAUUACUGCCACACAAAAAACUGUUGAUGGGCCAUCUGCCAAGGACUGGAGAGGUGGGAGAGCUGCUAGUUUUAACAUCAUCCCUAGCAGCACUGGUGCUGCAAAAGCUGUUGGUAAGGUGCUCCCUGCCUUGAAUGGAAAAUUAACAGGAAUGGCAUUCCGAGUUCCAACUGUAGAUGUAUCAGUAGUGGAUCUCACAGCAAGGCUUGAGAAGCCAGCUACAUAUGAUGAAGUCAAGGCUGCAAUUAAGGAAGAAUCUGAGGGGAAGAUGAAAGGUAUAUUGGGUUAUGUUGAUGAGGACUUGGUUUCUACUGAUUUCGUCGGUGAUAGCAGGUCAAGCAUCUUUGAUGCUAAGGCUGGAAUUGCCUUGAAUGAAAACUUCAUCAAAUUUGUCUCAUGGUAUGACAAUGAAUGGGGUUACAGCAACCGUGUGGUUGAUCUGGUUCGUCACAUGGACAAGACCAAAUAAAUUGGUUUUUAUUUCACAAUUGUAGCUGUUUUAGUCUGCUAUUUAUGAGGAAUAAGUAACAAUGUUCAGCAUUAGAUAAUUCUUUAUCUGUUUUGCUGAAUAUAAACCUUAAUUCUUUUUCCAUCUUAAUAAAUAAUGAUGCUUCUUCUUGUU